This is a messenger RNA of Serpula lacrymans var. lacrymans S7.9, 1972 nucleotides long. RefSeq lists its product as uncharacterized. Lineage: Eukaryota; Fungi; Basidiomycota; Agaricomycetes; Boletales; Serpulaceae. The coding region runs from base 110 to 1786 and encodes 558 amino acids. The record is from RefSeq and is a predicted model, not a curated record. The transcript is spliced from 5 exons.
GACGGCGAAGUGGGCCUUUCAGUGAAUUUGGUGCACCCUACAGCUUUCCUUUCUCCACCACCACCAUUGCUUUCCUUACUUCCUAGGGGGUCUUCGCAUCGCCUUGUAUAUGCAACGACGACGCGCAGGCAAACCACUGGCUCAUAUUUCUCCUCCCAUUCAACACGGCUCUGCUGGCAUGGGCUCCGAUUCUGAGAAGAGGUCUCGCCUGAACCAGAAGUACUUGGGGGUCACAAAUCGAAUAUGGAUCAUUGUCUUCGUUUUCCUCUGCAUCAUUGCUUUCACCCACUACGCCUUGCCUUCUCAGCCUCCUCCUAGGCGUGUCUUCAUUAGCACACAUCUCGAACCGAAGAACUACCUUAACGAGACGGAUCACAAUCCUUUUGAAUUCUGUCCAGUCUUUGGUCCUGGUGACGAGCUCGCAGAGAAGUAUGGCGCUAUACCCUUGUCGCAGAGCAGAUUGCAUCUAGGAAGCGGUGCACGAUUACACCGAGUUAUCCAUAAAGCACUCCUAGGUCAGCCAGUGGUUAUGAGCGUUCUGGGUGGAUCUGUUUCCGCUUGUCAUGGUGCAGGCGACGACCCUCUCGCUCCUAAUUGUUAUCCUUCGAGAUUCUUCCAGUGGUGGAAUACAGUUUUCCCUCAUCCAGCAUCAGAACUCACAAACGGUGCCAUGCGUCGUACAAACUCCGGCUACUUUGGUUUCUGCAGUGGUCACCACAUACCCGACGAUACAGACCUCGUCGUCCUAGAAUUUGACGCAGACGACCCCGCUGACCCUUCAACUCUCGACAACUUUGAGAUUCUCGUGCGCUCUGUACUCGACCGACCUGACCAGCCAGCCGUCGUUAUCAUGGGACACUUUAGCCCUCAGGUGCAUCAGACCCACGGGUUUGCUGGACCAGAUCAUUGGCACAGUGUAGUUGCCCAGUUUUACGACGUCCCUCAUGUCAGCAUCAAACCCAUACUAUACCCGGAUUACAUGUCCAAUCCCGAUUCUAUCAAGAAAUACUAUGCUGACGCCGUUCUUGCUAAUACCCAAGGUCACGAAGUGAUCGCAGACGUCCUGAUAUCCUACUUCCAGUCACAGAUAUGCUCAGCCUGGGCCACAGUUGGUGGCUACUCUCACGAAACUUCACCAGCACUUGCGUCUGAUCCAGGGGCUGACACUCAUCUUUUUGGAGGCGUUGGCGUGCGGAAAGGUGCUGCCGUCCCCGAGCCUCAAAAACCAGCAGACGACGCCAAAAAACAGCUAACACCCGUCGAUUCCCAUGCAAUGUCCCCCCAAUUACGCAUCCCUCCCAACCGCAUCAGCACUCGUCCCAAAUCCGACAGACUUUUCCGAGAAAUAGCUCCAUUCUGCGCUUCUGCCAACGACCUCGUCAACCCCGUCCCUCCAUCGCUGUUCUACGGCUCCGGCUGGUACGCACACCACCCACCGGCGGGCUCGUCCGCGUUAUUGACAACGGCGCACUACUGGCACUCUUCGUUGCCGUUGAGCAAGCUCAGGAUACCCGUACGUGUGGGAGCGGGCGAUAUCGGGAUAUAUUACCUCAAAGAGCCUAGUAGCGAGAUAGGUGAAGGCAGUUAUAUCGAGUGUUGGGUUGAUGAUAACUACAGUGGAUCAAAAAUUAUUGAGAAUGCAGCCGAUAUCAAUGAUGCUACACCAGCGCUGGAGAUCAUUGAUCAUUAUGUCUCUAGAGGACCACAUUUCGUGGAGUGUCAGCUAUUGGGGGAAGAAGGGCAGAGUGUACCCUCUUUCAAGAUCGUCGGUGUAUUUUCAACAUAAUAACAAAUACUUCUUUGCUUGCCACAAUUUAGACCAUCUAACGCGAAGUUCUGAAUAUCUGAAGAAGAUUUUGUAUACCGUACAUGUUACAGCUGUCUAUAUAGACUAUUACACACCAUAUAUUGCACGCCGCGCAGGCAUGAUUUGAGAGAUGAUUAUGUGGCGAGGAGUGUAAAGAAAAUGAAA